Necator americanus (New World hookworm) is the source of this 507-nucleotide messenger RNA. RefSeq lists its product as uncharacterized. NCBI's taxonomy places the organism in Eukaryota, Metazoa, Nematoda, Chromadorea, Rhabditida, Ancylostomatidae. The transcript has 5 exons. The coding region runs from base 1 to 507 and encodes 168 amino acids. The record is from RefSeq and is a predicted model, not a curated record.
AUGAUUCGACUCCUCGUAGCUGCGUUUCUUGUGUCCUCAGUGGCUUCGGAAUGUACGUACAGCGGCGGUGAUGUGAGCGCUCGUUGGCAGGUGACCGAUAAUAAAUUAACCAUCGAAUUUGUGAACAAAAAAAUUGGAAACAAUCAAUGGACAGGAAUUGGCUUCGGACCUAAUAUGGAAAAUCUUGAAGUUGUUGUCGUCAAAAUCGAGGAUAACAAACCAGUGCUGGUAACUGGUCACACGUCUGGAUAUGAAACACCAGCUUUGGAUAAGACCGCUAACGUUGCCCCAGAAUUGCUCAGCUUUAACAGUAAUCAACUCACUUUCCGAUUCACUCGACCAUUAGGUGCAAAUGGCGAGCGAAAUCAUAAUUUGGAAGAGUGCCAGCAGUGGAACUUCGUGAAAGAAGGUGUACUGGAGAAUGGCGAGAUUGGGACGCAUACGUCGAAGCCGGUGCCAGUGAAAGUGUGUCCGAAGGAAUGCAAAAAGAGCAUCAUUCACGACUAA